Molecule: messenger RNA, 1617 nt
Organism: Glarea lozoyensis ATCC 20868
Lineage: Eukaryota; Fungi; Ascomycota; Leotiomycetes; Helotiales; Helotiaceae
Product: Tryptophan synthase beta subunit-like PLP-dependent enzyme
Exons: 2
Coding region: 1-1617 (538 amino acids)
Cellular component (GO): cytoplasm
Molecular function (GO): cystathionine beta-synthase activity; cysteine synthase activity
Source: RefSeq, a predicted model, not a curated record
AUGUCUACCAUUUCGAAGCCAGCAGUUCCCCCGGUGGUUGCGCAAUCCGCCACCGAGUUGAUUGGCAACACACCGCUGGUAAGACUGAAUAAGAUACCUCAGAGUUUGGGAAUCGAGGCCGAAGUCUACGCAAAGGUUGAGCUUUUCAAUGCCGGUGGAAGUGUCAAGGAUCGUAUCGCUCUGCGAAUGAUUGAGGAGGCAGAGAAAUCGGGGAGAAUAAAGCCAGGAGAUACUCUUAUUGAACCAACAAGUGGUAAUACUGGUAUCGGUCUUGCCCUAGUCGGAGCCAUCAAGGGCUAUAAAACAAUCAUCACCCUUCCUGAGAAGAUGUCUCCAGAGAAAGUUGCGGUUUUAAGAGCACUUGGCGCAACCAUUAUACGUACACCAACCCAAGCUGCCUGGGACUCUCCAGAAUCUCACAUUGGAGUUGCGCGACGACUACAAAAGGAAAUUCCAAACUCGCAUAUUCUAGAUCAGUAUGCCAAUGAGAACAACCCAAAUGCGCACGAGUUUGGUACCGCAGAGGAAAUCUGGCAGCAGACAAAUGGACAGAUCAAGGCAAUUGUGGCAGGUGCCGGAACUGGUGGAACUAUUACUGGACUAUCUAAAGGAUUAAAGAAGCAUAACCCUGACAUCAAAGUUAUUGCUGCUGAUCCUUUUGGCUCUAUCCUCGCUCUCCCAGAGAGCUUGAACCAGGAACACGCCAACGAAUCCUACAAAGUUGAAGGAAUUGGUUAUGACUUUAUUCCUGAAGUUUUGAAUCAGAAGGCGGUGGAUUUGUGGUAUAAGACAGAUGAUGUGGAAUCUUUCAUGUAUGCCAGACGUCUCAUUGCAGAGGAAGGCCUUCUUGUUGGAGGUAGCAGCGGAAGUGCAAUGGCAGCAAUGGUUCGAGCAGUCAAGGAUUUGGGACUCAAAAAGGGAGACAUAGUCGUGGUUAUCCUUCCCGAUAGCAUUCGAAGCUACCUCAGCAAAUUCGCCGACGACGACUGGUUAGCAGUAAAUGACCUCUUACCUCCUUCACCACCUACCAGCGCGCCAACCUCACCAAAGCUCGAAUCUACACCCUCAAAAAAGAAAGAUCCAUACUCUGGAGCGACUCUUCGCGCUCUCCGUCUGAAGCCAGUCACCACCGUCCUAGCCGAUUCCGCAUGCUCAGAGGCGAUCGAAACCAUGCGCGAAAAGGGCUUCGAUCAACUCCCAGUCCUCGCACCAACAGGCGGAAAGCUCGUCGGUCUUGUCACCUUGGGCAAUCUACUAUCCUGGAUCAGCCGUGGCCGCGCAACAGGUAAAAGCCCCGUUUCAGACGUAAUGUUCGACUUCUCCGCCAUCCCCGAAGUCGUCACCGACCCCAAGGACAUCAGCAGACUCAGCGAGCCACCCAAGACCAACGGUCUCGAGAACGGAACCGACGGUAAGAAGCAAAAAGACCCAAAACGCAAAUUCGUCGAGAUCACACUCGAUACGCCACUCACGGCGCUCAGCAAGUUCUUUGAGUGGAAUAGCGCGGCGAUUGUCACGGAGAAGGGAAGUCAAGCGGAAGGAGGCCUGGCGAAACCGGUUGCUGUUGUUACGAAGGUUGAUUUGCUUAGUUGGAUGGUUAAGCAGACGAAGGUUUGA